This is a messenger RNA of Trifolium pratense (red clover), 652 nucleotides long. Its product is annotated as cysteine-rich receptor-like protein kinase 10. Gene Ontology annotation, biological process: protein phosphorylation. Lineage: Eukaryota; Viridiplantae; Streptophyta; Magnoliopsida; Fabales; Fabaceae. The record is from RefSeq and is a predicted model, not a curated record. The transcript is spliced from 4 exons. The coding region runs from base 21 to 524 and encodes 167 amino acids. Gene Ontology annotation, molecular function: protein kinase activity; ATP binding.
GAAAGGGGAGGAAAUUAAGAAUGGUCAUCGCCACCGUUGUAGCAGUUGUUGUGGCUGGCAUAGUGCUUGUUGUUUUAUGCAUUUAUUUUGAAAGGAGAAAAUCAAGACUAGAAUAUACGCAUGAAUUUGAAGGCCAAGAGAAAAAUGAAGAUGAAUUUGAAGCUGAAGCGAGUAAUGACCUUAAAGUUGGGGAUUUGUUGCAAUUUGACUUGGAAACCGUCAUAUUAGCUACAAACAACUUCUCUGAUGCAUAUAAGCUUGGUCAAGGUGGAUUUGGAAGCGUUUACAAGGGUAUGCUCCCAGAUGGACAAAAUGUUGCUAUCAAAAGGUUGGCAAUCAAUUCUAAUCAAGGAGAAACCGAAUUUAAGAAUGAAGUGUUGCUAACAGGGAAGCUUCAACAUCGAAAUUUAGUUAAGCUAUUAGGUUUCUGCUUACAAAGAAAAGAAAGACUACUGAUCUACGAGUUUGUCCCUAAUAUAAGUCUUGAUUAUAUCAUAUUUGAUCCAAUCAAGCGUGCAAAUUAAUUUGAAUUGGGAAAGACACUACAAAAUUAUAAAAGAUAUUGCACGUGGUCUUGUUUAUCUUCAUGAAGAUUCUCGAUUACAAAUUGUUCACCGUGAUCUUAAAAUAAGUAAUAUUUUGCUAGAUGGAG